AUGUCGCACGCGUCUACCAUUUUGGGUGGAAAACGUGCCUGUGCGACAGAUGGCGACCCUCGAAUUGAUGCCACCCUCGAACCUGCGCCGAUUGUACCCUCUAAACGACCAGCAACCUCCUCUGCCCCCCAGGUCACUGAUGAAACUUACCUCAACUUCCUCGCAUGGAUGAGCCACCAGGCUAUCAAACCUGCUCCUACCAUGCCCCCAGCCACAGCCGUAACAGAGGCCCCAGCAGCACCACCAACUCAAGCUGGUGAGGCAAAUGCUGGAGCGACGGGAGUAGUCCAGGAUGGGGAAGCCAUCGCCAUCCCCAACACUGCCAGUCAGACCCCGUUCACCCCGGGCGCUUCCGUAAUCCCUGUGAAGGCACGCACUGCUACUCUUCAUCCGCGUGUGGAGUCCGGAGUACUGCUUGAGGCUCAGUUAGAGGAUCUGAACAACACGCUGCAGAUCUCCCGCCAACGCGAGCAGGAACUUCAAGACGAGAAUGACAACAAGGACCUCGAGCUCGAGCACCUCCGGACCGUCGUUGAAGAGCAGCGGCAACGCAUCGAUGCUCUCGAGAAUCGGUCCGUCACGGUGGCUGCACCGCCGCAAAUCGCGGCCCAGAGUGGCACCGUCAUUCAGGGCCCCGUUCUGUUGUUUGACAUCAACAAACUUGAUGUCAUUGGUGGUGUCGUGCAGCUUUCGACGAAGCUCACGGAUGAACUUCAGAUCAAGAAAUUCACGGGCGACUCCAUUCACUGGCUCACAACAGUUGCGCCUGGAAGUUACAUGAGUUUCUACCCCGACUGGCAAGAGCUGCAACACACCGUUGCCAUGAAGUAUUUAGAGGACGGGGUAAGCAACGAUGAGUUCUACUACGCCGUUUCCAGGAACUGUCCCUAUGGUUCAAUUUGGCAUUGCGGUGAAGACGAGCGCCCGUUUUCGAACCUUGGGUGGAUCAUGGCAGUGUGCAAGGCCUUCGGUGGCGUUAAGGCUACUACCUGGAACAUCAAGCUUGUUGCAGCUGCGUACGUGUGCUACGUGGUAAGUUUCAAAGCUUUUUCUGCUAAAUUAUUAAGGGCAAUUGCGAAAUCCAACCGUUCGCACCCGGAAACCAGCAGUUCAUUCCCGUACCCAGGACCCGAUUUUUUCCGAUGUGAAGUGGAGAAGGAGGAGGGGGAAGUAAGGGAGGAGGGUGUUGGAGGCUCAGUUGCGCAUGCAGUAACUGCUGCUGCUAGUGGUGGUGGCGGUGCUGUGGCUCAGACUGCUGAAGCCCCCUCCCAGCAAUUUUUUCUGAGCACGGAUGCUGACGUCAUAGCGGAAGGACCGUUUCCGCCAUGGGUGGAGGGCGGGGAGGCUGCCAACCUGCUGCUGAUUCGCCUCGUGCAGACCCAUCUGUGGCGCCGCCAGUUCCCCGCCAACUGCUCCCUCCCCCAUGUGCGGUGCGCUCCCCCUCCCCCAUGUGCGGUGCGCUCCCCCUCCCCCAUGUGCGGUGCGCUCCCCCUCCCCCAUGUGCGGUGCGCUCCUCCUUCCCCCAUCCCCUCUUUUCCCCAUCCCCUCUUUUCCCCAUCCCCUCUUCACCCCAUCCCCUCUUUUCUUCCCCAUCCCUUCUUUCCCCCAGCCCCUCUUCCCCCAUGGCCUCAUGCACACCCACCUGUGGCGCCUCCACCACCCAGACUCUACCCCCGAGCGCACGCGGCGAGGCGGCUUUGCAAGCAGCUGGCGUACAUGGCGGCGGCGCUGGCCCGGCUGGCGUAUAUGGCGGCGGCAGCGUUUUUGAGUCGACUCAAAGGCAGCAGCGCUGGGGCAGGCAUCCUGUCGGUCACAUCACACCCACCCCAUCGGAAAAAAUCGGGUCCUGGGUACGGGAAUGAACUGCUGGUUUCCGGGUGCGAACGGUUGGAUUUCGCAAUUGCCCUCGGUGGCCAUUCAUGA
Molecule: messenger RNA, 1923 nt
Organism: Closterium sp. Yama58-4
Lineage: Eukaryota; Viridiplantae; Streptophyta; Zygnematophyceae; Desmidiales; Closteriaceae
Source: the annotation of a GenBank genome assembly